AUGGGAAAAAGUUCUGAAAAUUUAUCCCACUCGGAUUCACAUCAUCAUGAUCCUUUAAAGCAACCUUUAGAAGCAAUUCCUGAUUAUAAAACUUACAAACUUGAAGAUGCUCCUGAAUUAGUCAAAGUACAGAAAAGUUUGAGUGAAUUAGGAUUGAAAGAUCCAUGGGUUAGGAAUUAUGUGUUUAUGUAUAACCCCAAGAUAGCUGGAACUUACUGGAGCCGUGUAAGAUCUUUUCUAUUUUAUGGUCUUAGCUGGGGGGUUUCUGCAUUUGUCGUAACAGUCAUAGGAUACAAAAUAAGGGAUUAUUAUUAUCCCACAGAUCCUCACGAAGAACAUAUGAAAACGCUUAGGAAAUAUGGACUUGACCCUUAUAAACAUUGA
This is a messenger RNA of Gordionus sp. m RMFG-2023, 384 nucleotides long. Its product is annotated as NADH dehydrogenase [ubiquinone] 1 beta subcomplex subunit 3-like. Gene Ontology annotation, cellular component: mitochondrion. The record is from RefSeq and is a predicted model, not a curated record. The transcript is spliced from 2 exons. Gene Ontology annotation, biological process: electron transport chain; mitochondrial respiratory chain complex I assembly. NCBI's taxonomy places the organism in Eukaryota, Metazoa, Nematomorpha, Gordioida, Chordodea, Parachordodidae. Bases 1 to 384 code for a protein of 127 amino acids.